This is a messenger RNA of Paramecium tetraurelia, 1295 nucleotides long. RefSeq lists its product as uncharacterized. The record is from RefSeq and is a predicted model, not a curated record. NCBI's taxonomy places the organism in Eukaryota, Ciliophora, Oligohymenophorea, Peniculida, Parameciidae. Gene Ontology annotation, biological process: peptidyl-serine dephosphorylation. The transcript has 4 exons. Gene Ontology annotation, cellular component: cytosol; protein phosphatase type 2A complex. Gene Ontology annotation, molecular function: protein phosphatase regulator activity; protein binding.
AUGAAGAAAUAAGAUUGGAAAUUCAUGUAAGUAUUUGGUGACAAAGCCUCAUCUGAUAAUGUCAGUGAUGAAGACAUUAUUUCAGCAGUUCAAUUUGAAAGGACAGGGAGAUUUUUAGGAUUGGGAGACAGAGCAGGACGUUUAAUAGUUUUUGAAGUUCCUCAAACAAAGAAGAAAGAUAAAGCAGAAUAUCAAUAUCUGACUGAACUUCAAUCUCAUACUAGAGAGUUUGAUUUCUUAAAGAGUACUGAUAUAGAGGAAAAGAUCAAUCAAAUUCAGUGGUUGAGAGGACAAGGCAAAAACAUGUACGUUCUAACUACUAAUGAUAAAACAGUCAAGUUAUGGAAGAUCAGCGAAAAGAAUGUCACUAAAGUUAUUAAACCAAGUGGAAAAGAUUUAGCUAUGCCAAAACUAUAGGUUGUUGAAAGUGGACUCAUUCCUAGUGUGAGGAAAGUAUUCCCAAAUCUACAUAAUUACCACAUUAAUUCAUUGACUGCCUCAAACAACGAAGAAUUUGUUUUGACUUCAGAUGAUUUGAAGGUUUAUUUGUGGAGUGUUGAACAACCAUCCAAGGCUUUUGUAGCUGUAGACUUAAAACCAGAGAAUUUAGAUGAAUUGAGUGAAGUGAUAACAUCCUCUACUUUCCAUCCAACAUUGGAUAAUUAAUUCUUGUAUACUACCAGCAAAGGAAUCAUCAAACUAUGUGAUAUGAGGAAGUCAGGCAUUUGUGAUAAUACUGCUAUUACCAUGGCUGAACCUGAAGAUCCAGCCAAGAAGAAUUUCUUUACAGAAAUUGUCACAUCCAUAUCUGAUGCUUGUUUCAGUCGAAAUGGAAAAUACAUUUUUUCAAGGGAUUUCCUUACUGUCAAAGUUUGGGACAUUGCCAUGACCAAUAAACCAGUUGCUACUGUAUAAGUCUUUGAACCACUUAAAUCUAAAUUAUGUGAUCUGUAUGAAAAUGAAUGCAUUUUCGACAAAUUUUCAAUUGCAUCCACUCUUGACUCUAAUAGCUUUAUUACUGGUAAUUUUAAUAGUACCUUUCAUGUUGUAGAUAGAAUGGGUGAAUGCAAUUAAUAAUACGAACUAAAUUUCAAUAAGAAAACUAUUGUGAGAUAAAUCCCACCUAAGUACUUCGAGAAUUUGGGAUCAUCCUAUGAUUUCAAUCGUAAAGUUUAGAAAUUGAGUAUGUGCCAAACCUAGAAUCUUGUUGCUAUCGCUUGCCUCAAUUGUCUCUAUUUCUACACAGCAUGACAAUUACAUAUUUAUCCAAUUAUAAAUAUAUUAUAUAUAAAUGC